GCAGGACCCUGGAGUUGGGGAAGACCUUUUGCCACUCCUCACUGUGGCAUGCUCACACAAGCUUCUUGAAGAGCUGCCAUUUCCAUCAAGGAGGUACAGAACAAUUUCCAACGGGACUGUGGAAAGGAAACUGUCGUGCUUUGUGCCCAUGGGUUUAUUUACAGACUGAAAGACUAACUCAAAGAAGAGCAGAUAGAGGACAACUGCACAGUAACAGACUAUGAAUGCUCAGCCCACACUCCUGAGAAAACCUGGGCAGUUUGUGACACCUGCAGCUCGUCCUCUCAGCCUUUGGAGCUACUUAGCCGAGUCUGGUGCGUCUGUCUGUCAGCAGAGAGAUGCCACCCAAGGGGAAAGGUCCACAAGGGAAAAGGAUCACCUUGAAAACGGCCAAAAAUGCAGUCCGGGUACUUUUUAAUGGAAGGCGCCGUCUCGAGUUAAGCAAAAUGGGCAUUGCCACCUUCCCCAAGUGCCUUCUGGAGCUGGCCGAUGUGGAGGAAAUUGAUUUGAGCAGAAACAUGUUAAGAAAGAUUCCAAACAUCAUUGAGAAGUUCCAGAAUCUGGUGUGGCUGGACCUGCAUAGUAAUCAGAUUGAUGAGCUGCCACCAGAAAUAGGCACACUUAAGAACCUUACUUUCCUGAAUUUAUGCAACAACAAGUUGACCACGAAAGGUCUACCAGAAGAGCUGACCCAGCUCAGGAACCUGCGUACUCUCAACCUGGGCUUGAACUGUCUUGAGUCUAUUCCCACCACUCUUGGGUCUCUGAGGGAACUUAUUGAGCUAGGCCUCUUUGACAACUCCUUGACCCUCAUCCCAAAGAGUGUGAAAAAGCUCCCCAAGAUUGAGAGAAUGAAUGUGAAAAGAAACCCUUUGCCAGAGUUUGCAAAGGAAGAGGAGCCAAUUGACACCGUUAAACGCGUAGAAUCGCUUUACUUAGUGGAAAAGAAAGACCUGUGCACCAUCUGCCUGCAGACGUGUCAGGGUGAGAGGAGUGAGCUGCACAAGUUAGAGGACAUGACACCUGGCCCCUCAGAUAAGCCAAGUUUCCCUUUGCUCACUACACCCAAUUCCACUGCAAGGGAUAACCAGGAAGAAUGGAGAAUGAAAGAAGAAGAAGAAAAAGAAAUAAAAGAAGAAGUAGAAGAAGAAGAAGAAGAAAAUGACAAUCCUUGAGAUAUACCAAGGCACUCUACAGACCAUGCUCCAUGAAGUCCAGUCCAAGCAAAUAAAAAGCUGA
Ficedula albicollis (Collared flycatcher) is the source of this 1239-nucleotide messenger RNA. It is a transcript of the gene LRRC18, whose product is annotated as leucine rich repeat containing 18. Bases 339 to 1175 code for a protein of 278 amino acids. Lineage: Eukaryota; Metazoa; Chordata; Aves; Passeriformes; Muscicapidae. Gene Ontology annotation, molecular function: protein binding. The record is from RefSeq and is a predicted model, not a curated record. The transcript is spliced from 2 exons.